AUGGGGAGCCGGGCGGAGGGCGGAGCCUUGUGGCCGCUGCUUAAAGAAACUUGUUGCGGGUCGCCCCGCGGGGACCGAUCUCCGGCGGCAGCGGCGGCUGUGAGCGGGCUGGGGUCGGGUCACCGCACGGCAACUUCGGAUCCCAGAGCGGCUGCAGCGCAGCGGCCAUCGACCCGGUGCGCCUCCCUGGUGCGCGCUUCUCCGCGCGCGGCCCCGAUGCUGGACAUGAGCGAGGCCCGCGCCCAGCCGCCCUGCAGCCCGUCUGGCACUGCGAGCUCCAUGUCGCACGUGGAGGACUCGGACUCGGAUGCGCCGCCCUCGCCCACCGGUUCCGAGGGUCUGGGCCGCGCGGCGGGCGCGGGGGGCGGCGGCCGGGGCGACGCUGCUGAGGCGGCGGAUGAGCGCUUCCCUGCCUGCAUCCGCGACGCCGUGUCGCAGGUGCUCAAGGGCUACGACUGGAGCCUGGUGCCCAUGCCCGUGCGUGGCGGCGGCGGCGGCGCGCUCAAGGCCAAGCCGCACGUGAAGCGGCCCAUGAACGCCUUCAUGGUGUGGGCGCAGGCGGCGCGCCGCAAGCUGGCGGAUCAGUACCCGCACCUGCACAACGCCGAGCUCAGCAAGACGCUGGGCAAGCUGUGGCGCCUGCUGAGUGAGAGUGAGAAGCGCCCUUUUGUGGAGGAGGCGGAGCGGCUGCGUGUCCAGCACAAGAAGGACCACCCAGAUUACAAGUACCAGCCGCGCCGCAGGAAGAGCGUGAAGACCGGCCAGAGCGACUCCGACUCGGGAGCUGAGCUGGGCCACCACCCGGGCGGCGUGUACAAGACUGACGCUGGCCUGGGGGACGCGCACCAUCACAGUGACCACACAGGGCAGACCCAUGGGCCGCCCACCCCGCCCACCACCCCCAAGACUGACCUGCACCACGGGGGCAAGCAGGAGCUGAAGCUGGAAGGCCGCCGCCUGGUGGACAGUGGGCGUCAGAACAUCGACUUCAGCAACGUGGACAUCUCCGAGCUGAGCAGUGAGGUCAUCGGGAACAUGGACACCUUCGAUGUCCACGAGUUCGACCAGUACCUGCCCCUCAACGGCCACUCGGCCCUGCCCGCCGAGCCUGGCCAGCCCGUGGCGGCCGGCUCCUAUGGGGGCGCGUCCUACUCACAUUCUGGGGCGGCCAGCAUUGGGGCAUCCCCCGUGUGGGCUCACAAGGGCACGCCGUCGGCCUCCGCGUCGCCCACUGAGGCAGGCCCCCCACGGCCGCACAUCAAGACGGAGCAGCUGAGCCCCGGGCACUACGGGGACCAGUCGCACGGCUCCCCGGGCCACGCCGACUAUGGCUCCUACAGCGCGCAGGCCAGCGUCACCACCGCCACCACCGCCGUGGCCGCCAGCUCCUUCACCAGCUCGCAGUGCGACUACACCGACCUGCAGGCGCCCAGCUACUACGGCCCGUUCCCUGGCUACCCGUCUGGCCUCUACCAGUACCCCUACUUCCACUCGCCCCGCCGGCCCUACGCCUCGCCUCUGCUCGGGGGCUUGUCUGUGCCGCCCGCCCACAGCCCCCCCAGUAACUGGGAGCAGCCCGUGUACACCACCCUGACCAGACCCUGAGGGUGCAGCCGCGGGAGGGGCGCCAGCCGAGGACCUCCUCGCCCCGGCAGAGACACACAGGCCUCCAGGGGCUCGGAAGGUGCAGCGAGGGCAGGAGUCGCGGCUGCGUCAAGUGCCUGCCGAGGUCCAUGAGGAGCCAGGCUGUGUGAAUGAGCCCCCUCUGCUUACAGAUUCCCAGACCCCCAUCCACAGACAAAGCCCUCCUUCCCUUCCCUCUCUUUUUGCGGGGACUGCGGCUUGGAAGCAGGCAUGGGAGCCUGGGUGUUGCCUCUCCCUGGCUGCAAAGCGGCAGCCACAGCACAAAAGACAAAGAGGGAAGAGGCAAAGGGGCUCCGGGCCCACCGAGCUCCGAGAACCUGGCCAGCCUUGGUACUGAGAAUGCGCAGGGCCCACGGAUG
This is a messenger RNA of Budorcas taxicolor (takin), 2003 nucleotides long. It is a transcript of the gene SOX8, whose product is annotated as SRY-box transcription factor 8. The coding region runs from base 1 to 1605 and encodes 534 amino acids. The transcript is spliced from 3 exons. NCBI's taxonomy places the organism in Eukaryota, Metazoa, Chordata, Mammalia, Artiodactyla, Bovidae. Gene Ontology annotation, cellular component: nucleus. Gene Ontology annotation, molecular function: DNA-binding transcription factor activity, RNA polymerase II-specific; RNA polymerase II cis-regulatory region sequence-specific DNA binding. Gene Ontology annotation, biological process: neural crest cell development; negative regulation of transcription by RNA polymerase II; peripheral nervous system development. The record is from RefSeq and is a predicted model, not a curated record.